AUGGCCACAAAUGGGGUCUAUAUUGUUAUGGGAGAGGCGAAUUGCGUCGUCGCACUUCUCAAUAAAGCCAGAAGGUUAGUUUCAAGUUAAAAUCAUAUCUGAAAAUGAGAAAUGAAUAAGUGAAUAAUUUCAGACAAUAUCAAUUGUCACAUCAAGCACCAAUGAUGGAAGAUACAGAUCCUUUAUUGAGAAAUUUCACUGAUUUGAAAGAAGUGUUGAAUGAAGUUGCAGAUUUGGCUGACAUGAAUCCAUUCACAUAUUUAUCACCAUUUUUGGAUGUAAUUAAAGCACAUAAUACAAAUGGUCCGAUUACAGAAGCAGCUCUUGCAGCUGUUGCGAAAUUCUUGAAUUAUGGAUUAAUCGAUGCCAACAGGUUUGUUUUUUUUUAAUUUGAAUGGGAAAUAUGGAAAAAAUGAGGAAUUCGAAUUUUUCUACAAAUUAAUAAUAUUUUCAAAUACACGCGAAAGAAAGACGUUUUCAGAGCACGUUAAAAAUUUCAAAAGAGCAUUUCUAAAUUUAAAAAUAGUGGCAAAGUGUGUGAUCCUAUUUUUGGUAAAUAAUUUCUAAUCUGCAAUUGAAUUUUCAGCCUGAAAGCUUCGAAUGCAGUUGAAUCGAUUGCAUAUGCUGUUGUUCAUACGAAAUUCAUUGGAGGAAAAAGUACUGGAAGUGAUGAAUGUGUUCUAUUCAAAAUCCUGCAGGUUCGUCGCUUCAAAUCUAGAUAUGUUUCUAAUAAUUUUAUUUUCAGGUUCUCCGCUCUCUGCUUUUAUCUCCUCCAGGUAUUUUAUUAUCAAAUGAGGCGGUUUGUGAUAUGGUUCAAUCAUGUUUCCGAAUAGUUUUUCGAGCAAAACUUAUCACUUUUAUUGAGAAAAGCUGCUGAAUCAAUUUUGGCUGAUAUGACACAAUUGAUAUUUACAAGAUUGCCAACAUUUGUUGAAGAUACAAGACAUCCGUAUAUUCGACAAUUAGUGAAUACAAAUGAGAAAAGACAAAAGAGAAAGAAGAAACGACAUAUUUCAAUUCAAAAAGAAACUGCAGACACAACAGUUACGGAGAAAACAGAGUUAUUGGGAACAGAACAAUCAACUCCAACUGAAGCAGAAUUGGGAUAUGAUGUUGUUCUAACUACAGAUCCAAUUGUUGAUUCUGUUACAGUUCCUGAUCAAAUUCCAAAAUCAAUUGUAUCUGAAGGAGAUGAAGCUGAUAGUGAAAGUGAUGGAGAUGUAAAAGAAACAGCACCAAGAAGUGGAGGAAUUCAAAGGGAAAUAUUAUCAGAAGAGGAUGAAGAUGAUGAGGGAAAAAUAUCAAAUGAGGAAAAAUUACCAUAUGGAUUGCCUUGUUGUCGAGAACUUCUUCGAUUUUUAAUUGCAAUGAUUAAUCCAUUAGAUCGACAUAAUACUGAAUCAAUGGUUGUAAUUGGUCUCAAUUUAUUGAUUGUUGCAUUAGAAGCUGUUGCUGAUCAUCUUCCAAAUUAUGAUUUUUUGAUGCCAUUAAUCAAAGAUAAUCUUUGUCGAUCACUUCUUCAAUUAUUAGACACUGAAAAAUUGCCAGUUUUAGCAGCAACAAAUCGAUGUUGUUUUCUAUUAUUCGAAUCAAUGAGAUUGCACUUAAAAUUCCAAUUAGAAUCAUAUUUGAAGAAACUUCAAAGCAUUGUUUUGGCUGAAAAACUUCCAUCAAAUUCUGGAACUGAACAAGAAGAAAUGGCACUGGAAUCACUUGUUCAACUAUGGAGAAUUCCUGGAUUGGUGACUGAAAUGUAUUUGAAUUUCGAUUGUGAUUUGUAUUGUUCGAAUAUUUUCGAGGAUUUGACAAAACUUCUUGUUGAGAAUUCAUUUCCAAGUUUGGGUGGACAUACAGCUUCACUUUUAUCGUUGGAUGCACUUCUUGUUGUUAUUGAAACUAUUGAACAUAAUUGUGAAGAUCGAGAAAAUGGAAGAGAUUUUGCAAAUGCUGCAGAAAUCAAAGAGUGAGUUAGGGAUUUGAAAAAGAGGAUUUUUAGAAUUUGGGAAAAUUUUGAAGAAUUUUAUAGAAAAAGUACAGAAAUUUUUUUUGACAAAACUGAGAUUUUCUGAAUAUAUUUGUUAUUAGGAAAAUCAAGAUUUUGAAUAAUUAUCUGUUUUUCCUACUCGGACUGAAUUCAGAAGUUUUAAUUUCAAACAUUUAUGCCUUUUUCUAAAAAAAAUAUUUUCAGCUCGAAAAAGCUCGGUCUGCCAGUUUUGAGUGGAUAUGAUAUUGGAAAACGAAUGACUUCAACAUCAGAAGAAUCAUCAAAUAUUCUCGGAAAAGCUAUAGAAAAUACAGUACUUUUGCGAUCAAAUCGUCAUAUUCCUUCAAAUAAUCUUCCUUCGAUGUCUGAAAUUAUCGAUCAGAAAAAGAGAAAACGAAUAAUUGCAGAAGGAACUGAAUUAUUUAAUCAAAGCCCGAAAAAAGGAAUUGAAUUUUUGCGUGAAAAAGGAAUACUUGGACACGAUGCUCAAUCACUUGUUCAAUGGCUUCGAACAAAUCCACAUUUGGAUAAAAAAUCAAUUGCUGAUUAUAUUUGUAGUCGAAAAAAUGCGGAAGUUCUUGAAAUGUUUGUAAAAUCAUUUCCAUUCAGUGGAAAUCGUUUGGAUGUUUCGCUUCGAAUGUUUUUGGAAACAUUCCGAUUGCCUGGAGAAGCUGCUGAAAUUAGUAUGGUUAUGCAACAUUUUUCGGAUGAAUGGUAUCGAGCAAAUGGUGAACCUUUUAAUCAUGUUGAUGCUGCAUUUACAUUAUCAUAUGCUAUUAUUAUGCUCAAUACUGAUCAACAUAAUCCAACUGUAAGUGUUAUUUUUGUCUGGGAAACUACGUUUUUCGAAAAAUUAUCAUUAUAAUUUUCUUGCGGCUUUCAAAAAAUCCCGCAAAAAUAUCUGCAACAUUUUUUUCAGGCGAAACGUAGUCAACCUCCAAUGACAGUCGAUUGUUUCAAAAGAAACCUUUCCGGAACAAAUGGUGGACAAGAUUUUGAUCCUGAAAUGCUCAGUCAAAUGUAUAAUGCAAUCAAAUCUGUCGAAAUUGUAAUGCCAGCUGAACAAAAAGGAGCUGUAAAAGAGGAUUAUAUGUGGAAAGUAUUAUUGAGAAGAGGAGAAACUGAUGAAGGAACAUUUUAUCAUGCACCAAAUGGUUGGAAUGAUCAUGAUUUAUUUGCUGUUUGUUGGGGACCUGCAGUUGCUGCUUUGAGUUAUGUAUUUGACAAAUCGGAUAAUGAACAAAUUCUACAGGUUUGUGUUUUUUUUUAUUUGAAAUAAUUCAAAGAAUAUUUAGUAGACAUAAUAAUUCAUAUUUUCAAUAUUUCGCAAAUUUUCAAAGCUAAAUUCCACCUCUCCAUUUAAAAGAAAAUCUGGAAUUUUUUCUAUGUGACUUUUCAAUAAAAAGUUUUAGAUUUUUGAGUUUUUGGCGUUCCUAGCACAUUGCUUGAUUAUUUCAGAAAGCUCUAACUGGUUAUCGAAAAUGUGCAAAAAUAGCAGCAUAUUAUGGAAUGAAAGAAGUGUUCGAUAAUCUAUGUAUUCAUCUUUGUAAAUUCACAACUUUGACAUCAAUGAGAGAAGGAAAUGGAGAAGAUAAUCUCGAAAUAUCAAGACAAAGAAGUAUGGUUGAUGUGAAUAAUGCUGGAUUAAUUGCAUCGCCUGAAAGUAUUGCACUUGGUUUUGGUGAAAAUCACAAGGCUCAACUUGCUGUUCGAACUUUGUUCUAUUUGGUUCAUGAAAAUGGAAAUAUUUUGAGAGAAGGAUGGAGAAAUUUGAUUGAGGUUUUGUUGCAAUUAUUCCGUGCUCGAUUAUUGCCAUCAGAUUUGGUUGAAGUUGAAGAUUAUGUUGAUGAAAAAGGAUGGGUUUCGAUUCAAAGAAUUCAUCAAAAGUGAGUAGAGGGGGUAGACCAGGGAUGGGGAAAAUGUCAUGGCCUCAUGUUGUCCUGUCCUUGAAUAUGGCCUAAACUUGUCCUGGCUCGAACAUGGCUUGAACAUGUCCUAAAGCCAUAUGCCCAACCUGUCCUCGCGUGAAGAAAAAUUAACAGAGAAAUUUUUUUUUCUGCAUAAAAAAAAAUAAAAAUGCGAUCCCCUUUUUUUCGGCGUGUUUUUUCUCGGCUAAAAAAAAGAACCUGUCCAGGACAGGACAGGUAACCAGGUUUACACGUGGACCUGUCAUGGCUUAUGUUCUUACCACCAAAGCCAACAUGAGGCCAACGUGAGGCCAGUUUCCCCACCCCUGGGGUAGACAAAAAUAGGGAAUUAUUUUUUGAUGACGAACAUCCAAAUUAUAAACCCCUUCUUCUUCUUUCUGUUUUUCAACAACAAUUUUUCUGCAGAGAAAUGCAUACAACACGAAGUGAUACGGGAUUAUUAUCUUGGUUUGGACUUGGCGGUGGAACUGGUGAAACAGAUCGUCGAAAACCAACACAAGAACAAUUGAGUGCAAUGAAAUUGGCAUCUACAGUAAUUGCUGAAUGUAAACCAUCACAAAUAUUGAUUGAUUCGAAAUAUUUGACAAAUACUGCAUUGGCUGAAUUAUUAUCAGCAUUAGCUGCGAAUAGUUUAUUAAUUGUUGAUCAAGCUGAACAAUCACAACAAAAGGUAGAUAUUUUUUCUUUCAAAAUUACUAGAAAUCAGAAUUUCCCCCACUAUUUUUUCCCAAUUUUCAAUCAAUUUCAGAACGCAAGUUUGAGUGGAGAAGAUGAAGAUUCAAUGGUAUUUUAUUUGGAAUUAAUGAUAUCGAUUACAUUAGAAAACAAAGAUCGUCUAUCUCUAGUUUGGCCACAUGUUCGUCGACAUCUUGAAUGGCUUCUGUCAUCUCGUUUUGGCAGAUGUCCAGUUCUUGUUGAACGAGCUGUUGUUGGUCUUUUACGAGUUGCAAAUCGUAAUUUAUUCCGAGAUAAUACAGUUGCUGAUGAUGUUCUUCAUUCUCUUUCAAUGUUAUUACGACUUUCACCAAAAGCACUUUUUGUAUUCAGUCGACAAAUUGCAUUUGGAUUGUAUGAAUUGAUUCGAGCAAAUGCAGCAAAUGUGCAUAAAAAAGAGCAUUGGGCUGUGCUUUUUGCACUUCUCGAAGCUGCUGGAGCUGCUGUUUUACCUGAUGAUUAUACUCCGAAUAUUCAGACGAAUGAGAGAAAUGCUUUUUCGGAUGUUGAACAAUCGGAAAAAAUUGGAGUUGAGAAUCGAGGAUAUACUUCGGAAGGAGAGGAAAGAAAGAAACCAGCUUAUGGUAAGUUCAGAAUUUUGGUUUUGAGAGAAUUUUUUGUUGAUAAAUUUGGGAUCAUUUUUGGUUAAAAGGUUAGAGGUUCGAAAGUUCUUUUUUUUUUAAAUUUUCUAUUGAAAUUUAAUCAAAAAUUCGAACUUCUUCGGAAAUCUUUCCAGCCAAAAUCUUAAAACUUUCAGAUUCGACAUCCGAUCUUGGAAGUCGCAACUCGUUAUUAGGGGAUCGAAAAACACAAGCAGACUGGAUUCAUUUGGAUCAUAAAGAUGCUGCAAAAGCCACUGAAGAAGCAUUGAGAGCACUUGGAGCAAAAACAAAAACAUUCAAUCGAGGAAGUCUUGUUUUGAGAACUGGAUUAGGUCGACACGAACCAGCUGCAUUUUUGAAAGUUUGUGAAUGUUUGGCAUUUUUAUUGAGAGAUGCUGUACACGUGACACCGGAUAAUUUUGAAAGUAGUUUGCAAUGUGUUCGAACUAUGGUUGAAGCAAGUUUGGAUGGUGGAUGUUAUGCAGCGGGACCAUUGAGUGGAGAUGCACAGAAUCGAUUGAGAAGUUCAGUAACUGCUGAGAAAAGUGCGAAGAAACAUCAUCAUCAUACGAAAACUGUUGGAAAGAGGGAUUUAUCAACUGAUGUGACAGCUGAAGUUGAUGAAAGUCGAAAUGAAGAACAACAAUUAUCUGCAAAUUAUCAACAAAUGUCACUUCAUCUUCUCGAUUUAUGCUCACAAUUACAUUCAAAAGCACCAGCUAUUUUUGCACAAUGGGCUCAAGAAAAUCCAUCAUAUUCUUCUGUCGCUUUUGUUUGGUCUGAAAUUUGGCGACCACUUCUUCAAGCAAUGGCUCGAUUGAGCUGUGAUUGUCGAAGGAAUGUUCGAGCAUCUGCUUUGACUAAUUUGCAAAGAGCAUUUUUGCCGGCAAAUAUGGCGAAUCUUGGCGCAGCUGAAUGGGAAUCAUGUUUUGGAGAGGUUUUAUUCCCACUUUUGACGAAAUUAUUGGAACCAUUCUCACAAAUGGAUCCAAUUGGAAUGGAAGAUUCGAGAGUUCGAACAAUUCAAAUUGUUGCCAAAACACUUCUCAAUCAUUUAUCUGCUCUUUCUGCUCUUCCUUCUUUCCCAACACUUUGGCUUCGACUUUUGGAUUAUAUGGAACAAUAUUUGAGAGUUGAUAGUUGCGGUAAUUUGAAUGAAGCUGUGCCAGAAUCGCUCAAAAAUAUGUUGUUGGUUAUGGAUAACACUCAAUUAUUUGCAAUGAUUCCUGGUUUAUAUGAAAUGACUGUGGAAAGAUUGAAAGGAACUAUGCCGCAAUUGAUAAGAGAUACAAUUCCGAAUCCACCAACUGAAGUUGUUGAAACGAAAUUGGCCAAAGUUCAAAUUGCACCGCCUGUUCCUUCUGCUUCUGAAACUGAAGUCACAACUGCUGUUAGUGACACACAAGUAUCGUCAGUUCCAUCUACAGUUCCAGUUCCAAUUCCAAUUGUUCCAUUGACUGAAGUUGUUGUACAUUCUGGACCGACAUCUCCGAUUGGAUCGCCGCCAACAACAAGUCCACAACAUCAAUAUCAACAGCAAAAUCAAUAUCAGCAACCAUCACAACAGCAGCAACAUCAACAGGUUUAUGUGAGUUUUUUUUUAAUUGAAAAUUUUGAGUGGUCAGAAAAAACACCAACAUUUUCGUUUCAUUGCUUUUUUUCAGCUCCUGAAUUUUCAGAUCAAAUAAAAACUUUCGUAAAUUUUUGGAAAAGUGAUUAUGAGUUUAGUAGUUUUCCUUGAAAAUUGAAAUUCCGUUGAAUUAUUUGAAAAUAAGCCACAUUUUGAAGUCUCUGAAUCAGAAAAAAAUCUGCAUUUUUUCUCGUCAAAAUACAAAAUCCUUAUUUUUCAGUCUCCGGAAUAUUAUCAGCAUUACAACAUUGAUCCAAAUCAGCAACAAUAUCAUCAGCCGCAGCAACAGUAUGCUUAUUCGCCUGAAUCUCAAGCAUAUUAUCAGCAGCAGCAACAACAAUACGCUCAACAUUAUGCUGCAGCUGCUCCGGAACAUUAUGGUAGGUUUUUUGAGAAUAAAAAAAUGGGAAAAGGAAGAUUUUGCAUUUUUCCACUGAACGUUUGAUAACACUGAGAGGAACAUUGGAUUUGAAGAGACAGUAUAACAAUUUAAUCCCAACGUUUAUAUUUUCAAGAAAAAAAUUCGACAUAAAUUUGGAAUUGAAAAAAAUAUUCGGAUUUUUUCAGAAAGGGUUUUAUUCAUUUAUAUUUCCAGCGCAAUAUCAACAAUAUCAAGCACAUCUUGCGCAACAACAACAUCAGCAACAAAUUGGUCCAUCAGUUCAUGGUCAAUAUUCGGUCGCAAAUCCAUUGCCACUUCCAACAAAUCCAAUUGUAACACCAUCAGUAAAUAGUGCAUUUACACAGGUUUAUUCAACGGGAAGUCAGAAUGUGAGUUUUUUUUUUUAAUUUUGGAAAUGUGGUUUUCGUUGUUAAGAUGAAAUUUUUAAUCUUGAAAUAUGUAGUGGAAAAAUUGGAAGUAUCUCCUUUCAUUCGGCUCAAAAAGGUAACAAAAAUGACUAUUUUUCAAUUAUGAGAAAUUUGGUCGAAAUUUCAAUUAGAACUUCGACUGCAAAUGAAAAAGUGACAAUUCUCUGAUUUUUCAGGAAUUUGAGGAAAAUUCCGUAAAUAUUAUUUUUAAAAUGAUUUUCUUUUUUUUUUUGAAACAAAUUUCAGUUCUUUUUCAAAAAAUGAAUGUUUUUUAAUUAUGAAUUAUUUUCAAAUAAGAGGAAAUUCGAAAGUGACAUACUUCGCCUAAUUUGAUUUAUUAUUCCAAAGUUACCUUCUCAAAUCCAAAUUCUUCUAUUGUUCAGAUUCCUGCUCCUCCACCAACAACAUCACAAGAAUCACCCUAUUUCACACCAAUUCCUUAUAAUCCGUCGAGCCCAUCUUCUUCAUCACAACAGUGA
Messenger RNA from Caenorhabditis angaria, 8147 nucleotides. The record is from the annotation of a GenBank genome assembly. Lineage: Eukaryota; Metazoa; Nematoda; Chromadorea; Rhabditida; Rhabditidae.